Pristis pectinata (smalltooth sawfish) is the source of this 13130-nucleotide messenger RNA. It is a transcript of the gene fras1, whose product is annotated as Fraser extracellular matrix complex subunit 1. Gene Ontology annotation, biological process: cell communication. Bases 1 to 11985 code for a protein of 3994 amino acids. Gene Ontology annotation, cellular component: membrane. Gene Ontology annotation, molecular function: protein binding. The transcript has 73 exons. The record is from RefSeq and is a predicted model, not a curated record. Lineage: Eukaryota; Metazoa; Chordata; Chondrichthyes; Rhinopristiformes; Pristidae.
AUGAAUGACUUGAGCCCUUGGGUUGGUGCUGCUGUGUUGAUCGGCUUAGUAACCUUGCCGCAGCAGACUGAAGGUGUGUGCAUUCAUCAGGGGUCACUUUUUGCGAAUAAUACAGUUUGGAAGCCAGAUUCUUGCCAAGACUGCAGCUGCCACAGCGAUAUUGUCCUAUGCACGGUUACCCAAUGUCAGAACCCACAGUGUGAUUUCCACAAGGGGGAAGUCUUCAAAAUAAAUCCAAAUAAUUGCUGCCCUGAGUGUGCCUUGAGGACACAAAACUUCUGUGAUUACGAAGGACAGAUUCAUGGGGAUGGCACCGAAUGGAUGAGUUCAGAUUGUACUGUUUGUUCCUGUACCAACAAGCAAGUUAAAUGUAGCCCAAAAUAUUGUCCCUCCAUAUCUUGUGGGAGAGGAGAGACCAUGUACAACCCACCUGGAGACUGCUGCCCAAUAUGUGUCAAGACUGGAGAAUCAUGUUUGUUUGAGGGAAGAACGUACAGGGAUGGUGAAGAUUGGAAACUGACUGCCUGUUCGAAGUGUGUCUGCAACAAUGGUGAGGUACAAUGCUACACUGCAGAGUGCCAGCCGGUAUACUGUAAGAAGGAUGAAGAUGUGGUAUUGCAGAUUGGAAAGUGCUGUCCUGAAUGUCUGCCAAAAUCCUGUUCAUUGGCAGGGAAGGAGUAUGAGCAUGGUGACCAGUGGAAAAAGAAUGAAUGCAUCAGUUGUAUAUGUGACCGUGGUGAAAUCAGAUGUUAUACGCAGACGUGCCCCUCACUGAGUUGUGAAAAGGGGCAGAAUAAAGUCAAAAGAUUUGGACGCUGCUGUGAGGAAUGUGUGUCUGGAAAGGGACAUUGCCAGUAUGAAGGUGUCAUCAGGUAUCAUGGAGAGAUGUGGAAUGUGACUGGCUGCGAGUUCUGUAUGUGCGAGAGAGGACAGGUGCUCUGCCAAAUGGUGGAGUGUGCCAGGGUGGAGUGCUCGUGGGGUGAAGAAUUGCUACAUUUGCCUGGAAAAUGCUGUCCUGAAUGCGUGCCGGUUGCCAGUUACUGUGUUUAUAAGAAUCAAGGCAUGGAGGUUCACCAUUCAGAUUUGAAAGGUGAAAAACAUCUGCAGAAUGGAGAGAAAUGGCAUGAAGGUCCUUGUAAAGAAUGUGAAUGUCGAGAUUCACAGGUGACCUGUUAUAUGCGCUCCUGUCCUCUGUGUCCUGCUGGCAGCCUUGCUGUGAAAGUGAAUGGGGAAUGCUGUCCUGAAUGCCAACCAGUUCAGUGCCAUCCUGAUUGCCUGACCUGCACUCAGUCUCCUGAUCAUUGUGAUAUCUGUAACAAUAAGAGAAAAGUUCUGCAGAAUGGCCGCUGUUUGGAGCGCUGUGACCCCGGAUUCCUCCAGGACGGUGGGUUGUGUAAAGCAUGUGACGAGUCGUGUGCCAGGUGUCAAAAUGCGUUUGAGUGCACUUCAUGUAAGGACUCCUUGCUGCUGAAGAAUGGCCAGUGUGUGACUUCUUGUGGGGAAGGGCUUACUCAGGAUCAGUUACACUGUACAGCUUGUCAUGAAUCCUGCUUGACGUGUCAUGGUCCUUCAGAGAAUAAUUGCAUUAGCUGCAGGGAUCCAUCACAUCAGCUGAAGGAUGGUGCCUGUGUUGCCAGCUGUGGACCUGGAUAUUUCACGAAGAAUGGGAGUUGUCAUGCAUGUGACUCAUCUUGCCAGACUUGCCACCUUGACAACUCAAAAUGCCUGAGCUGUUCUGAAGACAGGGUUGUACACAAUGGGAAGUGUGUCUCACAUUGUCCUGAAGGCUAUUACAAAGAUGUGGCUAAUAAAUGUGCAGCUUGCCAUGCAUCCUGUGCAACCUGCACUGGCUCUGCUCCUGUGCUUUGCACCUCCUGUGCCAGCCGCCAUGUCCUACACAAAGGCCAGUGUCUCUCAGCCUGUCCUGAGGGAUUUUACUCUGCGGAUGGAAUAUGCCGAGCCUGUAGCCCUCCUUGCCGAGCCUGUGUUGGACCCAAGCAGUCACAGUGCAUCAAUUGCCUCAAAGCUGAGGAAGCCAUUCAGAUUCAUCAGGAGACUGAUGGAGUGCCACAUGGAGUGUGUGUGGCUAAUUGUAAGCCACGCUUCUUCAUGGGUAUCACUAAAGUGUGCACAGAGUGUCAUUCCACUUGCCUAAGCUGCACAGGGAGCAGUCCUCAAAACUGCACAGCCUGUUCUUCAUCGAGAGUCCUACAUAAAAGCAAAUGUCUCCUUGUGUGCCCAGAAGGAUUCUACAGUCAAGACAAGGCCUGUUAUUCUUGUCAUCCUUCUUGCAAAAGAUGUGAUGGUCCCUCAGACUCUGACUGUGUGACAUGCCACCCUCAUGCUACCUUGCUGAAUGGAUAUUGCAGAACUGGCUGCACUGAGGGUCAAUACCUGAACCAAGUUGGGUACUGCGAUGAAUGUCAACCAGACUGUCAACAGUGUGUGGCUAACCUUCAAGGUACAGGCAGUGUCUGUCUGAACUGCAAGAAUCUCCAUGAGUUGCUGCUUGGAGAUCACUGCACUUCUCAUUGCCCGAAGGGGUACUUCAUUAGCAGCGGUACUUGUAAAAGAUGCCAUUCAUCGUGUAAAGCCUGCAGUAGUGAAGGAGCUUAUGGUUGCACUGACUGUGAAGCAGACCUCGUUCUUGCCCACAAUGGCAUGUGCAUGAGUGCCUGUCCCCAAGCUUAUUACAGUGACAGUGACCGGAUCUGCCAGCCCUGCAGUAGUCAAUGUUUGACCUGUGAGUCAGAUUCAGCCUGUUUGUCCUGUAAAGACCCAACUAAAGUUUUACUCUUUGGAGAAUGUCAAUAUGAGACCUGUGCCCAGCAGUAUUACAUUGACUACUCUUCAGGAAUUUGCCGAGAGUGUGACUGGAGCUGCAAUGCUUGUAAGGGGCCCCUCAAAACUGACUGCCUGCAAUGCAUGGAUGGCUAUAUUUUGCAAGAAGGCUCCUGUGUAGUGCAGUGUAAAGCAGGCUUCUACAAAGCAGGAGAAGAAUGCAUACGAUGUAAUGAACGCUGCUUGAAGUGUAGCAGAUCUGAUGUGUGCAACCAAUGUGAGACACCUUAUCUACUGUUAGGAACACAAUGUGUUCAAGACUGUGGAAAAAGAUAUCACUCCAAUCACAGUCAUCAAAGAUGCAUAGAUUGUUUGACUGGGUGUUUAGAGUGUGACAAUGCUUUGCAGUGCAAGCUAUGUGACAGCACCACCUUCCUGAAGAACGCACUCUGCGUUUCCGACUGUGGUCCAGGUUACUAUGGCAAUGUGCACAAGAGAGUGUGUGAAGUUAAUGUUUACGCGCCUGUCCUUCACACAACCAGCUCUGUAUUUGUGGGAAUUGGCGGCAGCCAGGUACUGAACACUUCCGUCCUGAGUGUAUACGAUGCUGACACACCCAGUGAGAACCUUGUCCUCUACGUUGUCAACCCCCCUGACAAUGGGAAACUGAUUAGAAUGCAGGAAGGGAAAGAGACCUAUCUUCAGAAAGGAGACAUGUUCACCACCGUUGAGCUGAAGGAACACAGCAUCCGCUUUAUUCAUGAUAAAGAUAAAGCCAGGAAGGGGAAACUUACCCUGAAAGCCAGUGACCACCAACUGUUCUCCCUUCCAGAAAUAAUUAAUAUUCAAGCUCUUUCAUUCAAGGGUCCCUAUGUGCUGACUAAUAAAGUCUUAUUACUCAGUAGAGGUGAAUUAGGUACCAUUUCUAAUCUGGUUUUGGACAUUCAAGAUGAUGACAAUCCCUCCGAUGUGGUACUAAGGGUUUUGGACUCACCAAGACACGGCCGCCUCAUUUUGCUCCCAGCGGAUGUCGAGGUGCAAACGUUCCGACUGGAAGAUCUUGAAAGGGGACAGCUGCGUUAUGUUCACAAUGGAAUAAACAGCCUGCCUGACAAAGUACUUCUGCAAGUAAAUGAUGGUCAUAAUGUCCUGAAUGUCCUCUUCCUGAUCAACAUUAUCGAAAAGAAGAAUGGCAAAGGACCACAACUUCUGAAUAACUUGCCAGGAUGGGUCCCAGAAGGUGGAUUACUAAAGAUUACAAACAGACUACUGAAGGCACAAGACAAAGAUGUCAAUGAUUCAGGAAUCAUCUUCAACCUAGUAGCUGCAAAGGAAGCCCCUAAAUAUGGUGAUGUGAUCCUUAUGGUGCCAAUGCCAGCUGAUGGCCCAGCAGAUGGGUGGCAAAGGCUGCCUGAUGGGAAAACAGCUACAGUUACAAGCUCAUUUACACAGCAGGAUCUCAAUGAUGGUAUAGUGUGGUACCGACAUUCAGGAAUUGCCUCUACAGAGGACUCAUUCAAGUUUCAGGUUACAAACGAUGCCAGGACCUACACUGGAGGUGAAAGCCAUAUAUUUCAGAUUGGAAUUUUACAGGAAAACAGGGAUGCUCCACAACUAGCUCCGGGAGUUAUUACCCCUCUACAAGUCACUGCACUUGAAGACAGAGUUACAGUAAUCCAGGCUACACAGUUAUCCUUUGUAGACAGAGACACACCAAGCCAGGAUCUAAUCUAUAAUAUCACGGUUCCACUGCUUCCAGAACACGGUACACUUGAACACUCUGACAGCCCUUUCUUCCCAGUCACAUUCUUCACUCAGGCUGACAUUGACAGUGGGAAGAUUCUGUACCGACCGCCGGCAGCAUCUUUGCAUGUGCAAGGCUUAUUCAAAUUCUCCUUCACGGUUUCUGAUGGUGAACACACCUCCCCAGAAAUGGAAUUUACCAUACAUCUGUUGUCUACCAAUCAACAGCCUCCAGUUUUUCAAAUAUCAGAACCUUUCAUAGAGGUCAGCCAAGGAGGUAGAGCAGCUGUAGGUUUGAGCCAGCUAGCCGUACGCGAUGCAGACACAUACCCAGAUGAUCUUCUGUUUGAGCUGGUUGAACCCCCUCAAUUUGGAGUAUUGAUUAAAUCAGACUACAGACAGCCAGUGGAAAUGGUGAAAGGAGAAACCUUCACGCAUGAUGAUGUGGUACGAAAUAUACUUCAUUAUGUGCACGAUGGCACCCCAGCUACUGAGGACAAUAUGCAAAUCUUAGUCACUGAUGGAGUUACCACAGCAACAACACUGCUGAAAAUUCAUGUCUCAGGAACAGACAGUGAUGGACCUUGGCUUGCACCUGGUUCUCUUUUAACUCUUUCAGUGCCAGAGAAAAGCUUUAAAACUAUAACAAGAUCUCAUCUGGCUUACAUUGAUAAUAAUUCACCUGAGAGUAAAAUCCGGAUUCAGUUGAUAUCUCUGCCCAUGUAUGGUGUUCUCACUAAUGGCCACAAGGAGUUGUUGGAAUUUUCAACUUUUACAAUGGAAGAUAUUGAUAACCGAAGAAUUAGAUACACCACUGACUUUGAUACCAACAAUCAACCUGUCACUGAUAUUUUCCACUUUACCGUCUAUGAUGUUGAUAAUUACCGUCUCGACAACCAAAUGUUUACCAUCACCAUUACUGGUAGCAAGAACUACUCGCCACUUGUUAACGUCAGAGAUGAAGUUACUGUGGAAGAGGGCGGAAGGAUAUUGCUGUCGUCGCACAGUAUUCUGGCAACAGAUUCGGACACCCCUAAGAAGGACCUGUUAAUAAAGAUAACAACAGCACCUGAGUUUGGAUACAUUGAAAAUCUGAGAAGAGAAGGAAGAAGUGAUCAAGUUGUCAUCGUCGGCCCUGACGUUCCCUUCUCAGUGCAGGAUAUUCUCGACAAUAAUAUUUACUAUGUGCAGAGUGUCCAUCACGGCAGUGAGCCAGUUUCAGAUGGCUUUGACUUCUAUGUGACUGAUGGAGUGGCUCAGUCUCCAGUGCACCAUUUCAACAUUAUUAUUCUGCGGAAGAAUGACGAACCUCCAAAUAUGACUGUUGAAGUUGUGCAAGUAAAGAAAGGAACAGGCGUCGUGAUCAGAAACACCUCACUUAGUCUGAUUGACCUGGACACACCCGAGAAUGAACUGGUGUUCAAAGUAACCAAGAAGCCCAACUAUGGCAAGCUACGAAAAAGGCAGUUUUAUUCUGAGCCUCUGGAAAAUGGUCGUAUCCUGACACAAGGCUCCUCCUUCACAUACCAGGAUGUGCUAGAUGAGUUAAUCGUUUACACCCACGAUGGAACCAAUGUCCAGUCGGAUGAGGUCCGCUUCUCCUUUACGGAUGGCCUGUACACAGAAAAUGGGAAAAUGGAGUUCUUUAUUUUAAAGCAGAAGAAUGAAUCACCACGAUUAUUGAUCAACCGUGGCCUACAGUUCUCAGCAGGCUCUGUCUCAGUUAUCACACAGCAGCACCUUAAAGCUACAGAUAUUGAUUCUGAUGAUGAGAAGCUCAAGUUUGUCAUAACCAAAGACCCCACAGUCGGACGACUGCAGAUGUCAAAAAAUGACAAUUUGGUUCAAAUUUCGAUCAGGGGACCCGUUAAAAAAUUUACCCAAGCUGACAUUAACAAAAGAUAUAUCGAGUAUAGACAUGAAAAGGGAGAGCCAGGUGGAAGUUUUGCUUUUAAAUUUGAUGUUGAGGAUACAGAUGGAAAUAAACUAAUUGAUCAGUCCUUCUUCAUUACUGUUUUGGAAGAUAAGCUUCCACCGACCAUUGUAGUUAACAAAGGUUUAGUACUGGAGGAAAACUCGGUGAAAAAAAUAACUACGCUUCAGCUGUCAGCGACUGACCAAGACAGUGAGCCUGGUGAACUGAUUUACAGAUUAACCAAACAGCCUCAGUUGGGCCAUAUUGAGCAUGCUGCUUCUCCAGGAACAAAGGUUACCCAUUUCACUCAGGCUGAUCUUGCAGCUCGCAGCAUUCAAUAUGUCCACACAAGUGAUGAGGAGAAACAUUCUGAUGAUUUCACCUUUUCAGUGUCUGAUGGUGUCAAUGAGGUGUCUCAAACAUUUUACAUUACUAUUCGGCCUGUGGAUGAUGCACUGCCCGUGGUACAAGUCCCUGGAAUGCGAGUGCAAGAGGGAGUGAGAAAGACGAUUACUGAAUUUGAGCUGAAGGCUACUGAUGAAGACACUGAGGCUGAAUCUUUGACCUUUACCAUUGUACAACCACCACGCCAUGGGACAAUUGAGCGUACCAAUAAUGGUCAUCACUAUCGUCAGACCAACACGUUUACAAUGGAUGACAUUUAUCAGAACCACAUCAGCUACAAUCAUGAUGGCAGUAACUCUCUCAAAGAUCGCUUUGCUUUCACUGUGUCUGAUGGGACCAAUCCUUUCUUCAUUGUCGAAGAGGCAGGAAAGGAGAUUGUGACAGCUGCUCCCCAGAGGUUUAAGAUUGAUAUUCUGCCUGUGGAUGACGGGACUCCAAGAAUUGUUACCAACCUGGGACUACAGUGGCUGGAGCUCAUGGAUAGUAAGGCCAUGAACCUGAUCACCAAGAGGGAACUGUUGACCAUUGAUCCUGACACUGAAGACAAACAGCUGGUUUAUGAGAUUACCUCAGAACCGAGCCAUGGACACCUGGAGAACAAACUGAGGCCUGGAGCCCCUCUAAUAACAUUCACACAGGAGGAUAUUAACUUGGGUUUGGUCAGCUAUAUUCUAAGUGAAGACAAGAUUCAAAAGACUAUGGACACAUUCAAGUUUUUGGUGAAAGAUAGCAAGCCUAACAUUGUCAGUGAUAAUGUGUUCCACAUUCAGUGGUCUCUCAUCAGCUUUGAGCACACCAGUUACAAUGUGAGUGAGAAGGCGGGCUCUGUGAGCGUCACAGUGAAGAGGACUGGUAACCUCAAUCAGUAUGCCAUUGUACUGUGUCGUACUGAGCAAGGGUCAGCGACUUCCACUUCUGGUGCUGGCUCAAAGCUGGGCCAACAGGAUUAUGUGGAGUAUGCAGGUCAGGUUCAGUUUGAUGAGAGAGAGGAUACAAAGGCUUGUACAAUUGUUAUAAACGAUGACCAGGUGUUUGAAAAUAUUGAAAGCUUCAUCGUAGAGUUGAGCAUGCCUGCAUAUGCAUUGCUUGGAAAGAUUACCAGGGCCAAGGUGAAUAUCAAUGACACAGAGGAUGAGCCCACACUUCAGUUUGACAAGAAACUAUAUCGAGUGAAUGAAAGUGCUGGAUUCUUGUUUGCUCCAGUUGAAAGGAAAGGAGACACCAGUAGUACGGUCUCUGCCAUCUGCUACACUGUACCAAAAACAGCCAAAGGCAGCAGCCUGUAUGCCUUGGAGUCCGGUUCUGAUUUCAAGUCCAGAGGAAUGACAAAUGACAAUCGUGUGGUCUUUGGCCCCGGUGUACGCAUGUCGACAUGUGAUGUCAAGCUGAUUGAUGACAGCGAAUACGAGGAGGAGGAGGACUUUGAGAUCAUCUUGGCUGAUGCGUCUGACAAUGCACGGAUUGGGGAAGUUGCAGCUGCCAAAGUAGUAAUAAAUGGCCCCAAUGAUGCCUCUCUGGUGUUUCUCGGAAACUCAUCUUUUACUGUUAGUGAAGAUGCAGGCUCCAUUGAAAUACCAAUCAUCAGGCACGGCAGUGAUUUGUCCACUCCCACUUCAGUGUGGUGUGCUACCCGCCCUUCAGACCCUCCCUCUGCGACUCCAGGCAUUGACUAUAUCCCCAGUUCCAAGAGGAUUGACUUUGCACCUGGCAAAACAGAAGCGACUUGUACUUUAACUAUUCUGGAUGACGUGCAGAACCCAAUCAUUGAAGGGAAUGAAACGUUCAUUAUCUUCCUGAGCUCAGCGCAAGGAGCAGAGCUGACUAAACCCUACCAAGCCGUCAUUGCCAUCAAUGACACCUAUCAGGACGUCCCAAGCAUGCAGUUUGGUAAGGAUGUCUACAGAGUGAAGGAAAAAGAAGAUGAAUUACAUGUUCCCAUAAUCCGAACUGGUGAUCUCAGUUAUGAGUCCUCUGUGAGAUGUUAUACCCAGCAGCUGACCGCAGCACUGACAGGGGACUUUGAAGAAAGAAGAAAUUCGGAUGAUUCACGCCUUACGUUCCAGAAAGGAGAAAAGGUGAAGAACUGCACAGUGUUGAUAAAUGAUGACACGGUCUUUGAGCCAGAAGAAAAAUUCCAACUUCACCUGGGCAAUCCCUUGGGCAAUCACUGGAGUGGAGCCAAAGUUGGGAAAAUUAACGUGGCCACUAUAACUAUCUCAAAUGAUGAAGAUGCCCCAACGAUUGAAUUUGAAGAAGCAGCAUAUCAGGUGCAUGAGCCCCCAGGCCCUGAUGCCAUUGCAAUACUCAACAUCAAGGUGCUGAGGAAGGGGGAUCAGAACAGGACAUCAAAGGUUCGCUGCAGCACUCGGGAUGGCUCAGCACAGUCGGGCAUAGACUACAACCCCAAGAGCAGGGUUCUCAAAUUUAGCCCUGGCAUUGACCACAUCCUUUUUAAAGUGGAAAUCCUCUCCAAUGAAGAUAGAGAGUGGCACGAGUCGUUUUCCCUGGUGUUGGGGCCAGAUGACCCUGUUGAGGCCAUUCUUGGUGACAUAACCAUGGCAACGGUGACCAUUCUUGACCAGGAGGCAGCAGGGAGUCUAAUUUUGCCAGCACCACCUAUUGUGGUGUCUUUAGUUGAUUAUGACCACGUCGAAGAGGUAACAAAGGAAGGAAUCAAAAAGAAUCCAUCUCCUGGCUACCCACUGGUGUGUGUAACACCUUGUGAUUCACGGUUUCCAAAGUACUCGGUUAUGAAAGAGCGCUGUGAUGAGGCAGGAAUUAACCAGUCUACCAUCCGCUUCAGCUGGGAAGUGGCUGCACCCACAGAUAUGAGCGGAGCCAGGUCCCCCUUUGAGACUGUCACAGACAAUACUCCUUUCACCAGUACCAACCACAUGGUCCUUGAUAGUAUCUACUUUAGCCGUCGAUUCCAUGUCCGUUGUGUUGCUAAAGCAGUGGACAAGGCUGGCCAUGUUGGAACACCACUGAGGAGUAACAUUGUCACCAUAGGAACGGACAGUUCGAUAUGCCACACACCUGUAGUGGCAGGGACAGCAAGGGGAUUCCAGGCCCAAUCUUUCAUAGCAACUCUGAAGUACUUGGAUGUCAAGCACAAGGAACAUCCCAACAGAAUCCACAUCUCUGUGCAGAUUCCUCACCAGGAUGGUAUGCUACCUCUGGUGUCCACCAUGCCACUGCACAACCUUCACUUCCUCUUGUCGGAAUCCAUAUACAGGCACCAGCACAUCUGCUCCAACCUGGUUACACUCAAGGACCUCAAGAGUAUUACAGACUCUGGAUUUUUAGAUGAUGUCAUCUAUGACAGCAUCACUCUUGGGCCUGGGUAUGAUCGACCAUUCCAGUUUGACCCGAAUGUAAGAGAACCCAAAACCAUCCAACUGUAUAAACACCUCAACCUGAAGAGCUGUAUCUGGACAUUUGAUGCCUACUAUGAUAUGACAGAACUGAUUGAUGUCUGUGGUGGCUCAGUGACAGCUGACUUCCAGGUUCGAGACUCUGCCCAAUCAUUCCUGACAGUGUCAGUGCCUUUGUAUGUGUCUUACAUUUAUGUGACAGCACCAAGAGGCUGGGCUUCACUGGAACAUCACACUGAGAUGGAGUUUUCAUUCUUUUACGACACUGUUCUAUGGAGAACAGGUAUUCAGACCGACAGUGUGUUGUCAGCACAGCUUCAAAUAAUACGGAUUUACAUAAGAGAAGAUGGUCGUCUUGUCAUUGAAUUCAAGACCCAUGCAAAAUUUAGAGGUCAUUUUGUGAUGGAUCACCACACAUUGCCAGGACAAAAGUCUCAGAUUGUCGCUCCUGACCAUUUAGGAGGCAUUGAAUUUGACCUGCAGUUGCUCUGGAGCACUCAAACAUUUGAUUCUCCCUAUCAGCUGUGGCGAGCAACCAGUUCCUACAACAGAAAAGACUAUUCGGGAGAGUACACCAUCUUUUUGAUCCCAUGCACCGUCCAGCCCACGCAGCCUUGGAUUGACCCCGGAGAUAAGCCACUGGCCUGUACAGCACAUGCUCCGGAGAAGUUCCUUGUCCCAAUUGCCUUUCAACAGACAAAUCGCCCAGUUCCAGUUGUCUACUCUCUCAACACAGAAUUCCACCUUUGCAAUAAUGAAAAGGUUUUUAUGAUGGAUCCAUCUGAAACCGAGAUGUCAUUAGCUGAAAUGGAUUAUAAAGGAGCCUUCUCAAUGGGUCAAAGGCUGUAUGGACGUGUGCUGUGGAACCCUGAGCAGAACCUCAACUCUGCCUACCGAUUACAAUUGGAGAAGGUGUAUCUCUGCACUGGGAAGGAUGGUUAUGUCCCUUUCUUUGAUCCCACUGGAACUAUUUAUAAUGAAGGUCCACAGUAUGGCUGCAUACAGCCCAACAAACAUUUGAAACAUAGAUUUCUCCUUUUGGAUCGGAACCAACCAGAAGUAACUGAUCAGUAUUUUCAUGAUGUACCUUUUGAUGCUCAGUUUGCUUCUGAUGCACCAGAAUUCCAUCAAAUGAGAGGCAUGCCCGGAGUGGAUGGUUUCACAAUGAAAGUUGAUGCUCUUUACAAGGUGGAAGCUGGCCAUCAGUGGUACUUGCAAGUCAUCUACAUUAUUGGUCCAGAAUCACUUUCUGGCCCACGGGUUCAGCGCUCACUUAGCUACCAACUCACACGCCAAAAGCGAGAUCUGGUGGAUCAGAACGGCAAGCUGACACUUGACGACUCUUUAAUUUAUGACAAUGAAAAUGAUCAGGUCAAAAAUGGCACCAACAUGAAGAACUUAAGACUGGAAUCUGAAGCUUUGGCACAAACCUCGCACAAAGAGGCAUCGAUAGGAGGUGCCUUUGCUGCUGUUGUGCUGCUGCUUCUCUUCCUCACUGCUGCUUGCUUCAUAGCAAGAAAAUGCAAGCAUAAGAACAAAUUUCCCAAAGAGGUCCCAGAGGAGUAUCCACUGAACACAAAAGUUGAAAUUUGUAACAAAACACUGAACAGGCUUGAGAAGAACUUAAAUGGCAAGCACUGCGCCUCAAAGAACAUCAACAUACUGAAUAAGAAUGAUGAUAUCAUUCGGGUAAAGGGUGUCAAGGUUAAGCAGGUAAACCUCAAUAUUAAGCUCCAAAAUAAUUUGCAGGACGGAACAGAGGUCUGAUGAUUGACAAAUUUUAUUACAAAAUAUGUAUUUUUUUUGGUUGGGACUGGGGAUAGGUGAGGGCAGUGAAGAGAGUGGUCCUUAAAAAAAACUGUAAUGGAAAGGGAAAUUGGUUUGAGUGCUAUUGAUUGUGCAGUGUGAUCCAUUUUGCAAUUGAGCUACCUCAUUCUAUGCAAGCAUGCUAAGCAUUAAUACAGUACUCAUUAAAUCAAGUGCAAGACUCUGAAAAUGGAUGCCUUCGGUGAAUUAUCUUCUGUCUCUCUGUAGUCUCUGUUAAUAUUUUUCUACUGGUAGCUCAAUCACUGUGCAUGCUUUUAAAUAUUCAUGACUUUUCAUUUUCUGAUAGCUUGGCUGACUGAUCAUUUGAGUUGUAUAAACAUACCUGUGAAAGAGCAAACCAUUUCAAGUUACAUGAGUAUUAUUGCUUUGUUUCCAGCUAUGCACUCGUAUGUGUAUUGUCAUGUAAAAGUUUGUUUAUAAUUGGAUGAGAUAUGUAAAUGUCCUUUUUUGUUUUAAGUGCAAUUCCUUUUUGGAGGCAAAUUUCAUCCAGGUUAACUUGUACCACAAUCAGGUUCUGUGUUUCAGAAUGAUCGUAGUACUCAUUGGCUUUAUUUCAACUUGAAAAGCUUUUUCAAUUAUUAUUUUUUAUACUUGUGAUAAAACUUUGGACAGACCAAAAUAAGACAGGUAUUGUUAAUUAUUUGGGUAUCAUUAGCACCCCCAGUGGAAUCUUGGUUUGUGUUAUUUCAUUAUCAGUUUACUAAGUACUGUAUCAUGUACUGUUGCUUUUAUAUCCUGUGUAGUGGUGUAGUAUGAGUAAACUUCAGGCUUUAUGUUAAAUUGAAGCUGUGUGACAAAUCGUAUCAGAAUUAUAAUAUUACUGUAUGCACAAGAGGAUCUCAGCAGACUCUGCUGAUGGUAGACAAUAGCACACUACUGUCGUCAGUUAUUUUGUUAUGUAUGUGUGAGAAAACAAGACACUCAAGCCUUGUUUUCAAUACGGAUCAGCACAGUGAGCAAGCUCUUAUCCGAGCUAUAAAUUGAGUGAUCCAAUUGUGGUGCUGGAAUUUUUGUUUUCUUCACAUCAGUAUGUUGAGCUGAUGAUAAUUACACUGACUGCUACAUUACCUAACAUGAUAUUUUCA